AGCGGGUUUACUGGUUUUAGCGUUACUUAGUUUUUCUGCUACGUUUGUACUAUCUCAGUUGUGGGAUUUUCUGUUUGGAUCGGUAAAGAACCAGUGUUUUUGUGAUAAACGGACCAAAUUUGUUAACAGAUUAUGAAUAAUUUCUAAAUAAUGGGAGAAUUCGAGACAAAUGUAUCUAAUCCGGAUAAAUUUGAAACCCUCUCCUUAAAUGAUUCACCUGAUUCAAAUGAAAUCCGUAAAACCUCUGUUCGCUUAAAAGAAGGACUUUGCGAUGAUCAAGGAGAUUUAGGUCAGAAAGAGAUUGAAAUUAAAUCGGCUCUAGUGCAGCAAACUAAAGAUCUAUAUGAACAAUAUGCUCGGGAACAGUUUCCUAAAGAUUUAGAAAAACAAAAGGCACUGGUAACCGAAAUGCAGGACCAAUAUUUUGAACACUACCUCUCCGAAGUGUAUAGGUUCCAACUUGUUCACCAACAGCAGCAACUUGAACAAUUACGAGCGGUAAGAUCGGCCGUGAAAGAUUCUAACGAUGGGAAUUCUGAAUCUGAGAGAGAUUUUCUAGAACCAUUACCUCUCAUUCCUGCAACAAUAUGGACUCGUAAAGAUAUUUCAGAAUUCAAACGAGAAAUUCUCGAUGUACAGAAGGAAUGUUGUAUAAAGAUAAAUUCUUUAGCAACUGCGACAGUACGUGUUCCAACUCAUCCAAAUGGGAAAGCAAUAUGUUGGGAAUUUGCUACAGACAAUUAUGACUUAGGUUUUGGAUUGUAUUUUGAAUGGGAUUUGGAACCGCCUGAAAAUAUUUCUGUUAAUAUUUCGGAGUCAAGUGAUGAAGAAGGCGGUGAAGAUGAGGAUGAAGAAGGACCUGGUAAUGGGAAUUCUAUGGAACAAACGUCGCCUGAAAACAAAAAUAAGGGUAACGGCCAUAUUUAUUGGCAUGUAGCAAAUGUAAUAUCGUUUGAUUGUGCAAAUAAUAAACAGCACGAGGUUGUUAAAAGAUAUGUCGUGUACUUACUGUAACUUAUGAACCGUUUCAUUUGCUUCUUAUCAACUAUGAUUCAUCAUAUACUAAUAAAAUGUAAGCUGCUUUACAAAUACAAUCCAUUUGGAUUUCUGACCUUUCGUGAAUUAAUGUAGGCCACUUCUUCAGAGUACGUAGAUGAAUAAUCGAUUUAACAUAAGUUUAUAUAUUAUAAAGGAACAAGGCAGAGAAUUUAGUCUAAUCAAAAUUAGAUUAGGUUUGAUUAUUUCAGUGUCAUGUGAACUUUCUGGUCAAUGUGAUUCUGUAUGAGACAUCAUUGUGUGUUUGAUGAUGGGUAUGAGAGACGUAUGAUUUGUUGUAUGAAGAAGGGUAGUUACAAUUUGAGCGUAUGUAUGAGGAACGAACAGAGGUAAAUGUGGUUGUUUGGAUAAAUAGUCCAAGUUGGAUAUAUAGUUCGGCUUUUUUUAGCAUUACAUGAAACGCUUUAGCUAAUCGCUUUUCUUUAUAGUUGGAAAAGCCGUUGAAUUAUUUUGAUAUUUUUAAUACCGACUUGGUUACUGAACAUAACAUGUGCUACUAUUUCCGAUUUAAUUUGUAAACUUUCCAGCUCUACAGGAUUAUUAGGUGUUUUUGUGUUCCUUGGUUUGUGUCGAAAUUUGACAAUGAGGCUCUCAAGUACAUAACACAUUGGAGGUUAGGUAAAACAACAGUGCCAAUCAAAGUACUCCAAUUCAAAUUGUUAUUCAUAAGUGAAUAGUUUCGUCUUAGUAUUCUCUUCUGAAUAGAUGCGGAGCCAGAAAAUGUUUUGCACUGAAUGAAUGUGCAGAGUUGAAAUCGAUGUACUGCCACUAUUUGUUCGGAAAAUAUAGUUCAUAGUGUAAUUCUUAAUUUCUGUAAUUAGUGUAGUCUACAAAUCUCAGCAAGCCUGAUGUAUAGUCUAAAAGAUGAUACUACACUGGGACCUGACUUAAAUCGAUGAAGUCCAGAAUAAGUGUGCAAGGUAUGUGUUAAACGUAAAUGAGAAAAAAACAUUCUUACACAUUUUUCACUGCCUGUAAUAAUUUACUUUUUACUUGUAUUCAGAAUCUCAUGAUUUGGAAUUAGGCAAAAAGUCAUUACAACAGCGUUUACCUACUGACGAACUUAUACCAAUCUAUAGAAGGGAUUGUCAUACAGAAGUUUAUUGUGGUAGCCAUCAGUAUCCAGGUGUUGGUGUGUAUGUAUUCAAAUUCGACAAUUCAUUUUCUCUCUGGCGUUCUAAGUGGCUGUAUUACCGUAUUUUCUAUACUCAUUGAGUAGCUUCACACAGCCACCGUUCGAAACAUUGAAAUUAUGUUGUUCACAUUCUCUACGGUAUUUCCGAUUCAAAUUUACUGUGAACCAAUUCGGUUCUCCUUCCCAUUGUUUUAUUUUGACAUGUUGCAAAUUGCUUCUGAUCUCAGCAAAUAUAUAUAUAUAUAUAUAUAUAUAUAUAUAUAUAUAUAUAUAUAUAUAUAUAUAUA
Messenger RNA from Schistosoma intercalatum, 2478 nucleotides. NCBI's taxonomy places the organism in Eukaryota, Metazoa, Platyhelminthes, Trematoda, Strigeidida, Schistosomatidae. The record is from the annotation of a GenBank genome assembly.